This is a messenger RNA of Phytophthora sojae, 953 nucleotides long. RefSeq lists its product as hypothetical. Gene Ontology annotation, biological process: nucleobase-containing compound metabolic process. Lineage: Eukaryota; Oomycota; Peronosporomycetes; Peronosporales; Peronosporaceae. The coding region runs from base 28 to 753 and encodes 241 amino acids. The transcript is spliced from 3 exons. Gene Ontology annotation, molecular function: AMP kinase activity; ATP binding. The record is from RefSeq and is a predicted model, not a curated record. Gene Ontology annotation, cellular component: cytoplasm; mitochondrion.
UGUCGACCGUCCUCUCCUUGUGCCAUCAUGACCCUCGCCGGCGUCCCCACCGCCUCGCUGCUCGCGGAGCUGCAGAAGCGCAUUGAGUGCGCCAGCAAGAAGGAGCGCCGCACCAUCUUCAUCGGACCCCCUGGCUGCGGCAAGGGCACGCAGUCACCCCUGGUGAAGGACGAGUACUGCCUGUGCCACCUGGCCACCGGUGACAUCCUGCGCGCCGCCGUGGCCGCCGGCACCGAGAUGGGCAAGAAGGCCAAGGCCGCCAUGGAGUCGGGCGCCCUCGUGACCGACGAGAUCGUGGUCGGCAUCAUCAAGGACGCCAUCAAGAGCCCCGAGUGUCGUCGCGGCUUCAUCCUUGACGGCUUCCCGCGCACGGUCGUGCAGGCCAAGAAGCUGGACGAGAUGCUCGCCGAGGUGAACACGUCGGUGGACGCCGUCAUCAACUUCAACGUGCCGGACGAGGUGCUGGUGGAGCGCAUUGCCGGCCGCCGCGUGCACCCGGCCAGCGGCCGCAGCUACCACGUCAAGUUCGCCCCGCCUAAGGUGGCCGGCAAGGACGACAUCACGGGCGAGCCCCUGAUCCAGCGCAAGGACGACAACGAGGCCACGCUCGGCUCGCGUCUCCAGGCCUUCCACAAGCAGACCCAGCCUGUGAUCGACUUCUACCGCAAGCAGGGUAAGCUGGCGGACGUCAACGCCCACACGGACAUGAGCCAGGUCACGGCCCAGAUCCACACGGCCCUCGGCGAGAACUAGAUCGCUACCGUUUGCGUUGCCACUCCUGAUGGCGGACAGUAGAGCAAGCCCAAGCUCGGUUCCGCGCUAGAUACGCUGCGUUCAGAUGCUGCGGCUUGCUAGGCUCGGGAUCUUGCAGGCAAUUGGUUGCCUGCAAGUGAACGAGCACCUCACACCAAGAGCUGCAUGAAUAUACUGUGGUGUCUUGCAUGAUCCUUGGA